ACAUAAAAACUAGAUAAUUCAAAUUCCUGGCGAGUCCACCAUAGAACUACCUGUUCUGCUCUAAGCAUGUCCAACUCAUCUAAACCAAAUCUGCGAAACGAAAGCAGGCAAAGCAUAAUCACGCAAGAAACUACAGGAUACCUCUCACUGCUGUUUAAAUUUAUUCAAAAAAGAUAUUUGAAACAGACGAAUCUGUGAAAAUGUAUUAUCAAAAAAUUGUCCAAAAAAAAUUGUUAAACAAACUUUUUCCUAUUUUCCCCUUUACCAUCUCAUCUUCACUCCCAUUCACAUUCUUCACCACCCAAACCAACAACAUAGCAACCACAACCAAAUUGGAACAACAACACCACAACCAUGACUUCAUCUUCCGUUCCAAACUGCCCGACAUUUACAUUCCCACGCACCUCCCUCUCCACUCUUACAUCUUCCAAAACCUCUCCCAGUUCAACCAUCGACCCUGCCUCAUCAACGCCGCCACCGGAGACUGCUUCACUUACGCCGACGUCCACCUCACCGCUCGCAGAGUCGCCGCCGGCCUCAACAAACUCGGCAUCCAACACAGCGACGUCAUCCUCCUUCUCCUCCAGAACUGCCCCCAGUUCAUCUUCGCAUUCCUGGGCUCCUCCUUCUGCGGCGCCACCAUCACCACCGCUAACCCCUUCUGCACUCCGGCGGAGGUGGCCAAGCAAGCCGCGGCCUCCAACGCCAAACUCAUCAUAACACAGGCGUCCUACGUGGACAAAGUGAAGGAUUUCGCGAGCGAAAACGACGUCAGAGUGAUGUGCGUUGACGGGGCGCCGGAAGGUUUCCUUCAGUUCUCGGAGUUAACGAAGGCAAACGAGAAUGACAUUCACGGCGUUAAAAUAUCCCCAGAUGACGUGGUUGCGCUGCUGUAUUCUUCUGGAACGACGGGGCUUCCGAAGGGAGUGAUGCUAACGCACAAGGGGCUGAUUACGAGCGUGGCGCAACAAGUGGACGGAGAGAACCCUAAUCUGUAUAUACGCAGCGAGGACGUGGUGUUGUGCGUGCUUCCACUUUUCCAUAUUUUUUCCCUCAGCAUUGUUUUGCUCUGUUCCCUUCGAGUUGGGGCUGCAAUUUUGAUAAUGCCCAAAUUCGAUAUAGUAAAAUUGAUGGAGCUGGUGGAAAAACACAAGGUGAGCGUGGCACCAUUUGUGCCACCCAUGAUUUUGGCUAUUGCCAAAAGUCCAGAUUUGCAGCUUUACGACCUGUCGUCGAUUCGACUGAUUAUGUCUGGCGCCGCUCCUGUGGGAAAGGAACUUGAGGAUUCUGUCAGGGCCAAACUUCCCAACGCCAUUCUUGGACAGGGUUAUGGGAUGACAGAAGCAGGACCAGUGCUUUCAAUGUGCUUAGCGUUUGCGAAGGAAGCAUGGCAUGUGAAAUCAGGUUCGUGCGGGACCGUUGUAAGAAAUGCAGAGAUGAAGAUCGUUGACCCUCUCACUGGUGCUUCGCUUCACACAAAUCAAGCUGGUGAGAUUUGCAUCAGAGGCAACCAGAUCAUGAAAGGUUACCUAAACGAUGAAGAAGCCACAAAAAUAACUAUAGACGAAGAAGGAUGGUUGCAUACGGGUGAUAUUGGAUACAUCGACGAUGAUGACCAGAUUUUCAUCGUUGAUCGGUUGAAGGAGUUGAUCAAAUACAAAGGAUUUCAAGUUGCUCCUUCCGAGCUCGAAGACAUGCUAAUUGUGCACCCAAAGAUUUCUGAUGCUGCCGUUGUGUCCAUGAAGGAUGAAGCUGCAGGAGAGGUUCCGGUUGCAUUUGUUGUACUAUCAAAUGGUUCAAAAAUCUCUGAGGAAGAAAUCAAGCAGUACAUCUCAAAGCAGGUUGUGUUCUACAAAAGAAUCAGUAGAGUUUUCUUUGUGAGUUCAAUUCCGAAGGCAGCCUCUGGAAAGAUCUUGCGAAGAGAACUGAGGGCAAGGCUUGCAAAUGGUAUUCCUUCAUUGUGAAUAUAGGGCACGACCUAAUUGAGCCAUUUUUUCUUAAUGGUGCUCCCACUAAUUAUAAGACAAGAAAAAAAAAACAUUUAAUUCCAAUAAUAGCUUAAUUGGAAGACCUAAAACUGCUAUUUUAUACCUCUGUAAAUGUGUGUAGAACAAUCUGCUACUUGACGAGCGAAGCUCGUAUGAGUUCUUUGAGUUAGAUCGACUGAAUUG
Molecule: messenger RNA, 2171 nt
Organism: Vigna radiata var. radiata (mung bean)
Lineage: Eukaryota; Viridiplantae; Streptophyta; Magnoliopsida; Fabales; Fabaceae
Product: 4-coumarate--CoA ligase 2
Exons: 5
Coding region: 201-1964 (587 amino acids)
Molecular function (GO): CoA-ligase activity
Source: RefSeq, a predicted model, not a curated record